UUUCUGCAACAGACAAACAUCAUGAAGUUUUUGACUGUCUCUGUGCUGCUCUUCAUGGGCCUCGCUCUUAGUGUAUCAGAGGGGGCCAGCGUGGCUGAAGCAGAGGUCAGUGUGGCUGAAAAUGGUGCUGCACCUCCAGCAGAGGAGACUGUGGAAACUGUGCCAGAAGAACCAGCUCAGAAUCUCCCAGAAUCCCCUGAAUUUGGGGCUAAGACUCUACUCAUACGAUCCCAAGGGGACUGUUCAUUUGGUUGGUACGGUCAUCAAGGACGCUGCUACCAGUUUGUUAAUCAGGCCGAUACAUGGAUCAAUGCACAGCAAUAUUGCAUUGGAAUAGGUGCUAAUUUAGCCUCAGCACGCAACCCGCGGGAAUACAUAUUCCUCCAAGACUUGGUGGAUGAAAUUGGCCGAGGUUCACAGGCGUGGCUUGGGGGGUUUUAUCUUCAGAACACAUGGUUGUGGGUGGAUGGUGAAGGAUUCUACUACCAAAACUGGGAUUUUCAGAUUACUGCUAGUAGCCACCCUUGCCUUUAUCUGCAAAAAAGAGUUGGCUGGUCCAACACGAUUUGCUACUCUACACGUUAUCCAUUUGUUUGUGUGAAAAGAAGUUGCUGAACCAAGACAUUUCAAUCAGGAGGGAAAGAAGAAUGGAAUCAUGAAGCAAAAUUUAGAAACACAAAAUUAAUGACUUGAAGAAGUUUUUGUGAGUUCCGAUUACAGCACAUUGUUCAGUAAGAGCCCUGAUGGAGGGCAACAUGUUUGCAACGAUGUUUACAAUAUUAUAUUUGAC
Messenger RNA from Conger conger (European conger), 790 nucleotides. Its product is annotated as snaclec coagulation factor IX-binding protein subunit A-like. The transcript has 8 exons. Bases 22 to 615 code for a protein of 197 amino acids. Lineage: Eukaryota; Metazoa; Chordata; Actinopteri; Anguilliformes; Congridae. The record is from RefSeq and is a predicted model, not a curated record.